Molecule: messenger RNA, 1149 nt
Organism: Caenorhabditis briggsae
Lineage: Eukaryota; Metazoa; Nematoda; Chromadorea; Rhabditida; Rhabditidae
Gene: Cbr-dnj-20
Product: Protein CBR-DNJ-20
Exons: 9
Coding region: 1-1149 (382 amino acids)
Biological process (GO): protein maturation; protein folding
Cellular component (GO): endoplasmic reticulum
Molecular function (GO): misfolded protein binding
Source: RefSeq, a predicted model, not a curated record
AUGCGGAUAUUGAACGUUUCCCUACUGGUACUGACCGCAUUUUUGGUCGAUUUUGUUGAGUGCGGUCGAGAUUUUUAUAAAAUUCUGGGUGUUUCUAAAAAUGCCAAUGCCAAUCAGAUUAAAAAGGCGUACCGAAAACAAGCCAAAGAAUUGCAUCCGGAUCGAAAUCCAGACGACGAGAUGGCAAAUGAGAAAUUCCAAGACUUAUCAGCAGCCUACGAGGUGCUGUCUGACAAGGAAAAACGAGCGAUGUACGAUCGACACGGCGAAGAAGGCGUGGCGAAGAUGGGCGGCGGCGGUGGUGGUGGACACGAUCCGUUCUCAUCGUUCUUCGGUGAUUUCUUUGGUGGUGGAGGUGGAAAUGGAGGAGACGAAGGAACGCCGAAGGGUGCCGACGUCACCAUAGAUCUAUUUGUAACACUUGAGGAAGCAUAUAAUGGUCAUUUCGUUGAGAUCAAACGAAAGAAGGCCGUCUACAAACAAACAUCUGGAACUCGGCAGUGUAACUGUCGACACGAAAUGCGCACGGAACAAAUGGGACAAGGGAGGUUCCAGAUGUUCCAGGUGAAAGUGUGCGAUGAGUGUCCGAAUGUCAAGUUGGUGCAGGAGAAUAAGGUGUUGGAGGUCGAAGUUGAAGUUGGCGCCGACGAGGGACACACGCAGAUCUUCCAUGGAGAAGGAGAACCACACAUCGAGGGAGACCCGGGAGAUUUGAAAUUCAAAAUUCGGAUUCAGAAGCAUCCAAGAUUUUUGAUAUCUGUGACAGGAAUCGAGAUAAUUGAGCUCAAAGUUGACGAGUUGGUUGAGCUAUUAUUAGAGGGGAUACGGUUCGAGAGGAAGGGAGACGAUCUGUACACCAAUGUGACAAUCUCCCUCCAGGACGCGCUCAACGGCUUUGAGAUGGAAAUUCUGCACCUGGAUGGGCAUAUGGUCAAGGUUCAACGUGAUAAGGUAACCUGGCCAGGAGCCCGUUUACGCAAGAAGGACGAAGGCAUGCCAUCGAUGGAGAACAACAACAAGAAGGGCAUGCUCAUCGUCACAUUCGACGUGGAAUUCCCGAAAACCGAGCUCACCGACGAGCAGAAGGCCCAAAUCAUUGAGAUUCUACAACAGCAGGGAAUCAAGCCGCGCGCCUACAACGGCCUCUAG